Messenger RNA from Pygocentrus nattereri (red-bellied piranha), 4680 nucleotides. Its product is annotated as BEN domain-containing protein 4. Lineage: Eukaryota; Metazoa; Chordata; Actinopteri; Characiformes; Serrasalmidae. Gene Ontology annotation, molecular function: DNA binding. Bases 141 to 1763 code for a protein of 540 amino acids. The record is from RefSeq and is a predicted model, not a curated record. The transcript has 7 exons.
AAAGUCCCUCCUCCUCCUCCUCCGGAGUUGCACUGUGUUUUGUGUGUGUGAGAAAGAAAGAAGCGUUCAAUCUGUCCAGAGCGCGAGCGAGCAGCGUCACACCACGUUGAAGAGACUACCUAGAGUGGCUCGCGAGCGGCAUGGACGAGGAGAUGCUGUCUGCGGACGAGGGACUCGGCGUGUGCGCGCGGCAACGGAGCCCGUACAGCGCCCUCAGAACGCUCGCGAGUAAGCGCGCGAUUGUAAGGGCGAGGCGAGACAGACCCACCAUGGUGGACAUCCCGCAGGCGGGGGACGGCGCAGGGCGCGCGCAGCAGCAGCUCGCGACUGGCCCGCCGUACACGCACCAACUGCAGCUGCAGCGCCUCCCCUGCGACGCGAGCGCGAGGCCCAGCAGCGUCGGCGGAGCUCCGGGAAGCUCCGUGCCACCCCCGCUCUUCUGCGGCCCCAGAAGGGUCACCCAGCCCGCGGGCCGCGCGGAGCUCAACCACGAAGCUCCAGACUGCAGCUACGGCAUCAGCCCCGUGGCCUGCAGUAGAACCAGACACACUGAGGGCCAUCACAACACAGUUAAUGCCAAAAAGAAUCGUCUGAUUCUGGAUGCGUUUGCACAGCAGUGCAGUCGUGUUUUGAGUCUGCUGAACGGUAAUGGAAGACUUUUGGCACCCCCGCCAGCCCUCAGCCCACCAUCCUCCUCUAUUUCCACUGUCAUCAAGCAGGAAGUUGGCUGCCAGUCUGAGAGCGAGCCGCUGGAGUCCAAACCCAGGCCAGAAGAUUUGGACGUGUCAGCGGCCCAGGAAUCGUCCCAGCGAGGUGGGGAGCAGUUUAACCAGCAUCAGACCUCCUCCCUCCUGCAGGUCUUCACAGAGUCCCUGCAGAACUACCUGCUGGCUGGAGCUCAGGCAACACAGGGGGAGUCCCGCCUCCAGCCUGACCACCAGCCUUCUGCCUCUGGGUCACCCCCCCACAACCUGGGCGGAUGGAGCUCGCCAGCGCCCUCAGAGUCAUACGGACACCCUUCCUCUACAUUGCCUGAGGAUGAUGAGGAGGAGGAAGGUUGUUGUCCACGCUGCAUAGAGCUGGAGCAGGAGGUCCUGAGCCUGCAACAGGAGAACGAGGAGCUUCGGCACAAGCUGGAAAGUUUCCCAGCACCAUGUCAGACAGUGUUGGACUACUUUAAGACAGUCCUGCAGCACUACAACCAGUUUGCACCACCUCCCGUUCAAGAGGAGCAGCUUACGGAGGUUAGCGAUCCAGACACUGGGCCAGAUGGCAGUAAGCAGUUGUUGGGAAACUACCCUCUCUUCAUUACCAACAAACAGUGGGACGAGGCAGUGAACUCGUCAAAGAAGGACGGUCGGCGGCUGCUACGUUACCUCAUCCGCUUCGUCUUCACCACAGACGAGCUGAAGUUCUCGUGCGGUUUGGGGAAAAGGAAGCGUUCAAUCAUGAACGAUGCUGGGCCAGAGAGACGGCCACUUAACCCCAUCAAAGUCACAUGCCUGAGAGAGUUCAUCCGGAUGCACUGUGCGUCAAACCCAGACUGGUGGAUGCCGUCUGAGGAGCAGAUAAAUAAGGUGUUCAGUGAUGCAGUGGGUCACGCACGUCAGGGCCGGGCAGUUGGAACCUUCAUGCCCUGUGGAGGAGGCAGUGGAAGUGGCAGCAGUAGCAGCGGCAGCAGUCUGUAUAUGGACGGCUAUGAUGGACAGCUGUCACAGGACGAGCUCUACCUCAAGGGUUCACAGAACGGCCUGGGGGACUAAAGCUCACUGAGAAGGACUUCAACCAGCAGGCUGUUUGCAGCACGCACACUGUAUAGUUGGACUGUUGUAGCUAUGUGGCCUAAAGGUUCCAUCUGUGAUGUCACUGAUUGUUCAAUCCAAAAUGUCACAAUGGCCUGGAAUGAUUACAAAGCAGAAUUUCUCAGUAAACUGGAUUACAAUUAAUCAGCCAGAAAUGAAAAUGACACAGUUUUCCACCCACCACAAAUCUAUCUGAUCAGUUUGAUAUUUCAAGAUUGCAUCUUUAAUUUUGCACUGGAGCUAUGAUACAAAGUAAGCUAACAAGUAAUUGCCACCAGGUUAGCAUUGUGUAAAUUGCAUGCCUACAUCAUCACAUUCUCAGCCUCAUACUAUGUUGAAUUCUAGAGUAAUCACAAACAGACUUGCAUGUGUGGUUUCUGACAGGGUGCCACAUUCUGUUAUCUGUCUGAUAUCUGUCUAAAUCUAUCUGUACAAACGUACACACAAAAUGUAACUUUAGAGAUGCCUGCUACUGCUGCUUUUGAGCUAUAUGACAGGCUUUUUCCCAUUGUAUAGAUAAUACAUUUACGGCAUUUGGCUGACGCUCUUAUCCAGAGCGACGUACAAUUUGAUCAUUUUUACACCGGUAGGCCAAGGUGGUGUUAGGAGUCUUGCCCAAGGACUCUUAUUGGUAUGGUGUAGGGUGAUUGCCCAGGUGGGGAUUGAACCCCAGUCUACAGUGUAGCAGGCAGAGGUGUUAACCACUAUACUAUCCCAAAUAAUAGUAUGCCAUACAGUACUGUGCAAAAGCAGGGACUUGUUAUUUAUUGAAUUUUCAGUCAAAAUGGCCAUUAAGCUAUUCAUUUUUCAGUGUCACGAAAAAAGAAGAAAACAUACAUCAGAACAUUACAUCAUAAAAAGCAUCAACAACUAAAUAUAAUAGUUUUUCAGUAUGUAGUGUGUCCAAUUUUUGCCUUGAGUAAUUCUUGUGUUUUAAAGAAAUCUGCAGGGAUCUUUUUAGGCUUAGAAGUUGCUUGUAUUUACUGCUUCUCAUGAGCAGAGUUUAGACUCAGAAUUAAGAUGAACUUAGACUCAUGAGUCCAUAUAACUCUACUAGGUCUGGCACACUUGUUAGAGUUUCAUUUUCUCUUUCUUUGAAUCAUUUUUUGAAGUUCACUUUUGGAAACUCCUGUUUUUUCACUUAGUUUUAUUUGACUUUCCUUAUUCAAAUGGAUUUUCUAAUAUCUUCAUAAAUAUCUUUAGAUGUGCAGGGGAAACAAAUUUGCAAGGCAGCUAAUGUGUGUGUUUGGGUAGUUGUGUGUGUGUUCUGUUAAAAAAAUGUUCUGUUAAAAAAAGCUGGAAACAUUUUUCAACCUCUGAAAAAUUAAAAGCUACAUUUCUGUUUUGACUGGAAAUUAAAUAAACCAAAGGGUGCUCUGAAUUUUGCACAGUACUGUUCGUCAGCCUCAUAUUUCCAGUUCAAAACUAAAGAAUUAUGCGGACAUUGAACACAUAUUGACAUGUCAGCUACAACAAUUAAAACUUAACAUUACGUUUUUGGCUGAACCAUCUCUUCAAGUUGAAGGUGAAGAUGGCCUGACAGGAAUUUCUUUGACUUCAUCUCCUAUUGGACAGGCUGGACUUUUGCUAGAAAUGAUCUGGUUAACUGAGAAAUCCUGCUUGGUGAAACACCCCCUGAUGAGACAAAUAAGCAAGCAAACAAAAAUAAUCAUAUGCUUUUCUAGACUCCUCCUCCCCCACACUCUGCAUCAGUCUCUUACCAUCAGUCCAGCAGCAGCCUUUUUUUUUUUUUACCAAUAUUUACUCUACAGUCUGCAGUGUUGGCUCAGUUAAUCUUGCUUGCUGUACUAUUGUAGCAUUGUACAUACUGAUAAAGCCAAGAGUUUUCUCAUCCAGAUUAUCGCUGAGGGAAGUGUGAUAUUGAGAGCAUGUGGUCAAACAAGACAGGGAGAAAGACAAAACAUCAAAUCACAACAUUCAUAUCUCUUACUACAUAAAUUGGUCAUAAUAUGAUAAAAAAUAUAUAUUUUAGUUAAAAACGUGAUAGAGAAAUAAAUAUGAAUGUAUUAAUUGUAAUGAUGUUCACUGUAAAUAGGGAAGUGAGCUUCCUAGUGUCAGUCUAUGUGUGUAUACGCAUAACAUAUUAACAAGGUGCUAUUAUAAUGAUUCAUAAUAGACAAUGAAUAACAUAUCAGUGAAAUUAUUCAUAGAAGGAAAGUUAAAGUGCCAUCUUUUGUUCUGUUGUCAGAUUUUGAAUGUUGUGGUAAAAUCAGUUUCAUGGUCAAUAUUUGAUGGAAUCUGUCCAUGUUUGUGAAUAUGGAAGUGAGGCUAGAAUGUUGAUGUGUAUAGAUGGCUAGGUAAGCUCUAAUUUAAGCCUUAGGGGAAGAUCCAUAAUAAAGAUUAUGCUGGUUCUUACAUGUUAUACAUAUAUUUAAUGGAGAGAAAGGAAACUGGCUCAAUCUGCUGGUGAACUGCAAAGAUCUGUAUUCUAAACAUACGAUGUGGACUUAUUUGGGGGUCAGUGUACAAAGGCCAUUCAUGCAUAAGGACAAUUUUGAGAUGCCUUAAACAGAGACAACGUCCACCACUCAGAACUUCAAAUACUGCCAAUUUCUGACUGUUGCCAGUCUGCUGGGACUUUACCACUGCUGAAGCUUCUGGCUGACCUUAUUGUUUGUUUUGUUUUGUUUUUGUUUUUAAAUAGAGCUAGCCAGAAUAAUAUGGUACAAAAUGAGCUAUAUCCUCGUUCUGAGGCUUUAGCCAAGAAGGACUGUCUAAGCCUGUGUUGCUGUGUUCUGUAGCCGACUUUGUUGUGGUUGUGUAUAUCCAUGGUAGCUUGGUUAGUUACCCUGUUAUAGGAAUUCUGUGGGCACUGUGAAACCAUAAACUGUUGUUUGUCAUUAAUGUCAGUAGAAUA